Molecule: messenger RNA, 10392 nt
Organism: Porites evermanni
Lineage: Eukaryota; Metazoa; Cnidaria; Anthozoa; Scleractinia; Poritidae
Source: the annotation of a GenBank genome assembly
AUGUCAGACAAACUAGCGAAUGGUCUGAAGCAGGCCGAGAGCUCGAGCAGAAAUGGUAAUAAACAACUUGAUCGUUUGUUAUCUGUAGUAGAUCACGCACUCGUUAUUUAAGUGAUAGAGAAGUCUUAUAACCUCUCUUGUUUAAUCUUUGUUGCAGGAGAUGAUGGCGAAAACGGGGCCUGCUUAAUUUGUGGCGAUAAAGCGACGGGCAAACACUAUGGUGCGUCGAGUUGUGAUGGCUGUAAAGGUUUCUUUCGACGAAGCGUUAGGAAGAAUCACGUUUACGCUUGUCGGUUCCAGAGAGUUUGUGUGAUCAACAAAGACAAGCGAAAUCAAUGCCGCUUCUGCCGGUUGAAGAAAUGUUUCCGAGCUGGAAUGAAGAAGGAAGGUGAGACGUUUUACCAAACGUAAUCUUGUAAAGUUGUGUUUGCGCGCUCGUGUAUUGAUCGAUUGCUAUUUCGGCGAACUAGCCGUUCAGUGAUGGAUAACCCGAUAUAUGAUUAAGCCCUACAUCUCUUGAGUCUGAAUCUGUCAAGUACACGGUGGUAAUGUCAUUAGAUUCCAUCGCAAUCAUGAGAAAAUCGGUGUUGAAGAAAGUUUGUAAGGACAAGCACCGGCUUACAACCGUUAAGCUUAAAAUCUUUUGCGUGUUUGCAGUUUGUUUUGAAAAUGCAAAUCACCAGAUAUUUUGUUAAUUGAUAAAAACAUAAAUUAGUACAGUGUUAUGGACAGGAAAAGAAAAAGCGGUCGAAACGGUGCUUUUGGCUAUUGUAAGUUGAUCGGUUGUGUAAACAAAAAAUCAACAACACCAAACUCAAAUUUUUUACUAGGAUGCAUGUCCUGAGCAUCUUAUUAGCACUGUCAUACAACUUGGAAACUUACACGAAACUGGGGAAACAAACUUUGAAAAAAGCUUUAGUGAUAUGCCUGGGAUAAGAUUAUAUUCUUUGUGUGUUUUUAAAACGUCUGUUCAUCUCAGUGUCAUUGUUUGUGUAUGAAAAAUAUAUUCUCCCAAAAAUUAAGCACACAUUAAAAUCAAUUUAUCAUUUUCCAGGUUUACCCAAUAAGUAAACAAUAAUAAUUGAAGAUAUAAAAACAAAACAAAGUAAACAGACUGGAGUGAAUGAUUUUGACAAGUCCUUCAAGGAGAAAAUAGUGCAUGAGGUCCAUUUUUUAAAAUCCUUCAGUCACUAUCAAAAGAAGCCUGCGAAAACAUCCGUUUCUCCUUGCUAAAAGAAUUCAAGAUAUUUAUUGAAAGGAAACUGUAAAUAAAAUGUUGUUAUGUAAUAGUAAUGUUGCAAAAAAAAAUGUUGACAGCAACAUGAAAGUGGUGUGAUUCUCAGCCAUGCAUCAUGACAUUUUCAUAACACAUGUGAUAAAGAGCUAACAAUUUCAGCAGAAAUUGUUUAUAGUAGUCUCACUGACAUUAAAAAUAGUAUAUACUUAUUUGUCACGUCAAAACAGUGUUGUUUCAGUUUUGAGAGAAAUUGCAUUCAAGGGACAGACAGCUGGAGAAGCAAAUCUAAGUCAAACACACAGCCAUAUAAACAAGCAAAAGAUAGCAGUUAUUCAAUAAUGUGAAAUAAAUCAUAUGAUUCAACAUUUAUAUUUCCUUACUACCUUGAUUACCAUCAUCAAAGCAACAAGAAAUUAGGCAAUUUUUUUUUCUGCUGUAUGGAGAUUAUUCCACAAGUUUUCUCUUACUGAAGUAGCUGGUAAUUGAAAUUGUGAAUUUUGGCCUGCCAGUGUCAAAAUACUCACUUUGGCAAGCUAUUCUCUAGUUAAACACUGUGGAAUGUUGAAGUGCGUGAUUGAGGUAUGACAGGGGCAUGUUGAAGGAUGGGCAGAGGAUGGACCGAAACAUUGCAUCAUGAGCUGUACAUGUGCUGCAUAUAUACAUCUAAAUACCGUCAUAUAUUUUCAUAACUUAGCAGGUACUCAAUUUGAAGUGGAUACUAAAAGAUGAAUUAAUUUCCAUCAGUGAUACCCUUAUGAAUGGAUGGAUAAAUAAAAAAUUGUGGAAAGGAAUAACAACAUUUUUUGCAUAUUUUUACGUAUCUAGGUAGUUAAAAUUCACUCUGUGAAAUGUAUCGGGCACGGAUUCAUUAGAAUGAUUUCCUCUAUUUUUACAACAGAAGGCAUUUUCCUGAGUUGCUUGACCAAUUCCAUAGCUGCAGUAGUGUUAAAGUUUCAUAUAUCUACUGUACAUAAGACGAUUUCUGUUAUGAUUCUCACAAGUUCUGUUUUUGAUCAGUGUUAUGUUUAGCAUCACACUGUCAUGUUGUUUGGAUAGAAUUAUAAUGUGGUAGAACCAUUUCCAUUUUUCCAAAUGAUAGUUAUGUUUCCAAUUAGUGCUGUGCUUCUCUUACUUGUUGUGUUUCUUUGCUGGUCAUCUACAGGACUUACUUUUGUAUGUAACUUUUUUACUUGCAACUACAAAAAUCCCUGCAACCAAAUCUUUGGAGGUCACGGGCUUGUGAAAUUGUCAACAAAAUAUGAUAUUUCAAAAUUACAGUAGAACAAAUUUUUUAUUGGUUUGACACAUCCUCAGAGCAUAAAAUCAGACAGCCAAAUACGGUUGUACUUGUGUAUUUUACUCUUUGAGCUUUCUUUUAUUUGAUGAUAUAGCAUGAAACACAAGUUGAUAGCAAGUUUUUUCAUAAGCUGGAGCAUAAAGCGAUUGCCAUUAGCAAUUAGGGUAGGCAAUGUCAGUUUCUAUUUUUGUAUGUAGUUUUUCAUGAAUUUCUCUUUUGUUCAAAAGGCAAUUCAACACAGUUUUCUGGAAUUGCAUUUCACGUGAUCUCCUUCAGGUUUCAAAGAUUAGUAUCAAAACUCGUGCGGAUGAGUUGAAAAUAAGCCAAUAAUUCAGCAGCCUCGUGGAAAAAGGGUGUAGGUGAUGAUAGUUCCUUGAAGUCCAACUUGCUCCCCAUGAGCUCUAUUUUGAGACAAUUAUGUAACAAACUAAGUUUUGGCCUGUUUUGGCCAAUAAAACUUCGGUGAAUUCAAGUUCUGUAGGUUACAACUUUUUCUAGAACUCUUGAACAACUGGCACAGAUGACGGAAUAACAAUUGAUUAGCUUUGUUUUAGUGGAGAUAAUAAACCACAAAGUCAAUUAAUAGUGCUUUGCUUGAACUAAUCCAUUUUACAUACUAUAUGAUAACCAGACUUUGUGUUAAAAUACAACUUUUUAGGAACAGUUUGGAUAUUGGGUCGAAAUCAAGAAUUAAACCAAUAUUAUUUUUACAGAACCCUCAAGUUGUCGUAACAUUAAUAUCCAUGUAUAUUGUAGCAUUAAGCCCAUGCUUUGGCCAUCAUCUGGAAAUAUCAAGGUGCGGACACAUCAGGAUGUGAUCACGUAACAAAUCAUAGACACCUUUGGAGGGGUGUGUAAAUUACUGCAACGAGUCCGAGAUCAACAACUGGUCACGAGCUGGAGCCGAUUUUCUGUCCUAUUUUUACUGUCGUUCUUUCUUUGGGAAUUUUCAUGUUUUCAUUUAAUUUCUGGGUUUGUAUGGUUACAGCCAUUCUAGAACUGUACACCUAGCAGCGUGAAACUUCCUUACACAAGUACAUUGGGUCAUAAAGAUUUAGCACUACUUGAUAUUCCAACAUUUUUGUUUUAAUCGAUCACCGUCUUCAUGACGGUGUUUACCAUUGUGAGCAGACUAAUUCAGGCAGCAUGCAUGACCAGCCUGGGUUGCCUGUGCCUGAAGCCAGCCUCAUUUGAGAUUUUUGGAUGUAAAUAUGUAUGUAUAUCACCAAAUUUGCCUUGAUUCAUGUCCCUUGAAUCCAGGCCCUGUUGUUUUCAGCCAAUCCAUUCAGAAUUACACUCCAAAGGGAAAAGUAAACACUGUAUCCUCUAGAACACUCGACUGUUGAUAAAACUAAAGGCGGAGAAAUACUGUUUCGUGUAGAAAGCCACAUUUUCGCAAGCAAAGAAUAUGAAUGGAAGUGAAGGUAAAAAAUUCUUGUGAAUUGAAGGGAUAUGUUUCUCAUAAUAUUUGAAGCAAUUCCUGGAACUCUGUGGUAAAUAAAUUCAGUGUUUUGGCCAAAUUUGUAUUUAGCCAGGCUUUGUUGUAUUUAUUUAAGCUUAAUUGAUAAAUUGCUUUAGUUAUUGAGAGCUUUUCUGGAACGUUUAACAAGGUUUGUUCUCUCCUUGGUAGUGAAACGUUUUUUACAUGGAGAGGCAAAGAUUGAAAAUUAUUUGAUGCGCUCGCAAGGUGUAAUGAACCAGUUUAAUAUUGAACUUGAUUGGAAUUUCACUCAUUGACUCACUCUAUCGCUCGUGUGCUCUAAACAUUAUCCUGGACAGGUUUCAGACAAAUAAUACGCUGAUUUAUUCUCACAGACUUUUAUACAAUUGUAGCUUGACACUUUUUUUCACCUACGUGUCGCAUUGCAUUACUUGCAGGGUUAUUUGACACUGGUAGUGUCAAAUAUCAAAAGUCAAAAUAAAUAUUGCAACUGAUUCAAACUAUUUGAAAUGUCAUUCUUUACUCGCAGCGCUUCACUUUGCAUUGGAAACUACUAGUUUUUUAGAUGUAGGGGCGGAGCUAGGAAGUGUAGUUAAAGGGGGCCCAACUUGUUUGCACUGUUGAAUAAAAGAAUUAAUGUGGCUGAAUGUAAUUUGGGCAAAGUUAACCUUGAAGCAAUGCUGACCAGCAGUUUUCUCAGCAAUACUGGGGUGGCCUGAUGCCUUUAGCAAGGGCACCUCGUGGCUUGUAUUUGUAGUUGCUUGCCUGCAGUUCUUUGCAAAGUGUAUUUGCUGGAGCCUUGCCUUGGUUGCCAUUUUUGUGCAGUGUUUUUUCCCAGCUCUCCCUCCCAUUUCAGUUUCGGGUCAGUUAAGUAUUUGGUCAGUAAGUAUUCCACUGAACAGUUCAGUGUGACGGUGCCUUGUGGGCGUCGCUCGAAGGGUUGCCAUGGUUACCUCCUUCCUUGUGCUAGAGCAUUGCCUGGCUCCACCACUUUUGUAGGCACCAGCGCCCAAGCUCAUCUAUUGGUGAUGAGUUUAAUCUUCCUUCCAUGUUUUUUACGUGUUACUUUCUGUUUGGUAUACUCUUGCUGGUGGUUCUGUUGGUCGCCUGCUCUGCGUUUGAAAGAGAACAGAUCAUCAUUGUAGUUAUUAUAACCUGUGUAUGGUGCUUCUUGCAGCUGUUCAGAAUGAGAGAGACACCAUCUCAAAACGGCCACGUGGAGAGGAGACUGAAAACAAGCAUGGCUUGACGACCAGUGUAUUGUUAUCAGCUGAGAUUCUAUCACGUCCUGCAACUUCACCUCCAGGUAAAUUAUAUGGUACAAGUCAUUUAGCUUAGUUUCAGCAACGUUUUGAACAUUAUUUUUGCAAGCCCAAGGUCUACCUUGGGUGUUGACCACAACAACCUGAAUAUCCUAAGGAUCAGCUUGUGAAAAAUUUAUGAUUGAUUAUUGCAGGAAGAAAAUUAGAAUACUGCAUGAUACUUUCUGGUGACAGCAAUAUUUUAUUCUUUUUAUAAACCAAUGCAGAAAGCAUUUCUUUGGAGAAAGAGGCAAGUUACGGUGACAUUGUUGAAUCAAUGCGGCAACAACUUCUGGUAUUAGUAGAGUGGGCAAAACACAUCCCUGCUUUCUGUGAACUGUUGCUUGAUGAUCAAGUAGCUUUACUGCGAGCACAUGCCUCUGAGAACUUAUUACUGGGUGUCUCAAGACGUUCGUUAAAUUUAAAGGAUGUUUUAUUACUUGGAAAUGAUCUUGUAUUGCCACGGACAGCUGGAGAUCCUGAAAUGCGGAGAAUUGUAAAUCGUAUAUUCGAUGAACUUGUUGAACCCAUGAAAGAGUGGAAUGUCGAUGACACAGAAUAUGCUUGUUUGAAGGCAAUUGUGUUCUUUAAUCCUGGUAAGUUGUUUAAGAAUUUACGUUUAAUUACUUACAUUAAGCCCUGUAGUCAAGAGUAAAAUGAGUAAUUACGAGCUGAUUCAAGUACUUCCACAAUCUUGGCAAGAAUCCGUUACCCACAUUUGGUGAUAAGAAUACUUGACUAAGGGUAACAGACAACCUGACCCUGUUAACAGUGGUACUCAAUCCUGGAGUCAAUAUGGAGGGACAAGACAUAUUUCAACCUUAAGAGUCUGUGGACAAAAUCCUAAGGUAUUACUUAAUUGUUUUUUUUAAUUUUGUGUAAAAAAUGCUCUGAACAGGUGAACUAAAAUUUCUAAUGGCUUUGGAAGUGUUCAAACAGGUUGCCUUGAUUUUCUGUAUGGUUUUCUCAACAGGUUGACUAAACAAAAUGAAUGGCUUACUGAUCAAAGUUUUCAACAAUUGUUGUUUGGAUUCUUCACAGCUAUCAAUUUUCCCCCAUUUCUUCAUCUUAUUAUGUUUGAAAUUUUCACAGAAAUCGCCUUUCAAUCAAAACAAACUGCAACAGUUCGUGUUGCGUUCAUCCUUGCUUAGUAACCAGGCAAGUGUUUCGAAGCACAUGUUUGACCAAAACAUGGCGGGGUUGUUUACACAUUUCUUGGCAUCUUAUGUUUGUUGCAGACCUUCCUUUGGUUGUAGAGAGCUUAUUAAAUGAUAAUAUUGUGAGGCCUGUCUUUGUCAUAUUGGCAAUUUGGGACUGAAUUUCUGUACCAUUAUCAUUCAGGUUCAUAUGUUACCCGAUUGAUUCGAGCUUUUGCUGCCAUUUUUUGAUUUUUAAGCUAGAACAGAAAUAAGUUCGUAUGUUCUUUGUGAUUUUAAGUAAAAUCUCUCUAUUUGUUUGUCUAAAUCAAUACACUGAUAAGCUUGAACCGAAUUAGGUUUAAUGUCAAACAAAACUUACCGUAGCUCAUGCUUCAAACACCCAAGCAGGGAACAAAAUUCUGACGACUUCUGUUAAUGCUUCAAACGUUUUUGAUGCAAAAUUCAAUGACUUUUUCCAACACCUUGAACUGUUUUUCUAAUGCUUUUAAUGGCAGGUUAAAAAAAUUCUAACGGUUUUCCAAACACUUCUAAUUAUUUCCAAAACCGUUUUAACGCUUCUGUAAUGGGUUGAAAACGCUUUCAGUCGUCAAACUGAAAAGUGUUAGGGUAUGUUUUCCUGGAGAAGGUCACAAAUACCUUUUGUCCAGACUGCUUGGUCACGCGCGGUGACAACAGACUACGAACGACAAUUUAUGGAAAACCAACACAUAACAACAGAUUACUGGACCAGUCAUCGGACAACCCGACCUCUCACAAGGCUACAACUAUACGGGCUUUGGCAAGACAAGUGCAACUAGUUUGCGACUCACCUGACAGCCUACAAGAAGAGACUAACUACCUAAACAACGUUUUUAGUAAAAACAACUACAACACGGACUUUGUUAGGCAGAACACUCACAGUAACACUGAUUCCAAAACUCAGACCAACUUCAGCUCUGGCCAUGUUACGACAGCGACUAUACCGUACAUUGGAGGCACCUCUGAAACUAUUUCUUGCAUACUAUAAUCUUACAAUAUGCAUGUUGCACACAAGCUAAUGACCACUUCACGAAGACUACUUACUAAUGUCAAGGACAAAGACAAACUGGAGGACAGACAGGAACAGUAUACAAGAUCAAAUGCUACGACUGCCAGGUUACUUACAGUGGUGAAACCAGCAGAAACUAUAGCAAGUGACUGACUGAACACAAAUCAGCAACGAGAAAUGGUGACGUCAACAGUCACAUGGCUGAGCACCACUUACAGACGAAACAUCAAAUCGACUCUGACUCUGCGACAUAUAUUACGUAUUCUACAGACUACUCUCAAUGACUCGCUUUAGAAAGCUGGUUUACUAAGAUAGAAUGAAUGCCACUGAAUCGUAGUCAACAGUUACUGACACCGUAGACACGACUUAUUGAUGGAAUCAGACAAAACUAACUGGACAACUGACAAUUUGACCAACAAUAAAUCAUGUUUUAACUGUGACAAUAGAUGGAUCAAAUCACACUAAUGACAGUAGUCUUGUUUCUCCUUGGUUACUUUAAGAAGCAAAGAAAAAGGGAAAUGUUUUGCACAGGCUAUGGGGUAUUUUCUUACUUAUCCAAACAUUCUCUCCGUUGUAGAUGCGAAAGGUCUCACUGAUGCCCAAAAGAUCAAGGCAUUAAGAUUUGAGGUACAGACUAUGCUAGAGGAUUACAUUGCCAAGGACCAGUAUGAGAGCCGUGGCAAGUUUGGAGAACUACUUCUUAUGCUUCCAACCAUGCAAAGCAUAGCGAAAGAGAUGAUAGAUCAGGUUCAGUUUCACAGACUCUUUGGUGUGGUUAAAGUUGAUAACCUUCUUCAGGAGAUGAUUUUAGGAGGUUGGUGAUGCAUUUGGUCAAACAGAGUCUAAGGGACGUGGUCCCACUAAGAUCGUGAAUUUUCACUUGCCUAGGGUGCAUCACUGUUAUAGGGACCAGGGAUGUCAUUAAGUUUUGAAGCAGUUGUAGCAAAUAACAGCUCACAAAAAUUUUGUGUCAUCUUUAGCUUUCCACUUUGAUCACCAGUAACAUCAAGUGAGCUCAGCUGUAACAGUUCUACGGGACUAUUAAUUACCACUAAUACAGAACACAAAGUAGAGUAGAGUACGAUGUAGUUAAUCAUAAGUCCAAAGCUUUAACCGUUAAUAUUAAAAUACAAGUUCUCCUUUCUUGUCCCAUACCUUUCCUUUAGAAAUGGUGGGGGAAAUUUGUUUAAUAUCACAAGAAGUAAUCCUUGGUGAUCAUAGACUUAAUUCUCAUAAGUUCCUAAAUGAUUAAGCAUUGGUAUUACAAAGAGAAAUUUGGUAAUGAUCACAUGAGGGCUUAAAGGGUUAAACAAAUAUGUUUUUCCGAUGGUCCAGAUUAAGUAAUAAUCAUGGUGAACUUGUAUAUUUUCAGGUCAUUGUUGUGUCCUUUUAGGUUUAAUUAGUGUACUUUCUUCACUUUAGCAAUUUUUAGGCAGGUCAUCAUGUUAGUGUAAUAGACACCAUUUUUCUUUCUUGGAGUAAUAGUUUCCAUAGCCAAUAGCGUCAAGCAAAAUAAUGAGAAUCUCUUAACUUAGUAACACAUUAACUUGAAAAUGACAUACAUCUGGGUCAGCUGAAUCAGAUUUAUCUGACUCUAGCCAUCAAAGGGUAUUAGGAUCUAACAAUGUCUGUACUGUGUUGAUAGAGUAUGGAUGAGCUGUAUUCUAAAAGUCCCAGUCUAAACAUGAUUAUCCAUUCAAGCUUGACCUGCCUAGAACCAGCCUGUAAAUACAGCUGUCUUUCGCCGCUCCUCCCCACUGGGGAUGUUUCACGGAAGAGAUGUUUGUAAUGGGAUGACAAAUGCCAUACUGAUGAUAUAAAUCUAUCCAUAGCUCUGAUUGGUCAAAAAGGUCAAAUUUAAAUGCGAUGAAUCUACUGCAAAUCAGUCCAUAUGCAUUUGAGUUUUGCUGCUAUUCAUUUGCAUUUGAAUUUUGGAACCCUGUGAAUACCAGAGUAAUGGACCCUCCCACUUUUUUUUCAACUUUUGACAUGGACAAGGUAGGGAAAAUCUGUCAAAACUGCCGAAGAGAGCACCUUUAAAUUAGUAAAAUUGCAUAGUUUGACAGUGAAUUGUUGAAAACUAACUAAGAUAUAGCUCCUCAAGGUUGCGAGAUUUCAUAGAUGUUCGCAUGGUGGGGGGCACAAACUUGCUCUCCGCCAUAGCAACGUCUGUAAAUUUUUGCAACUUUACAGAGCUAUAUCUUUGCUCACAUAAGAUGUAUGACUUUCAAACUUGGUAAUUGUAGUAAUUUCCAGUGGUAUCAACAGACUUUUCCUAACUGGUCGAUGUCAAAAGUUGAAAAAACCAUAAAAGGGUCUAUUAUGUAAAAAAUGGAUUUACAUUCGUCAGUACAUCGCAUUUCUGUUGUUCUGGCGCAGAAAUCUCUCCCUUAAAAUGUCCCUGGUGGCUAGGAGUGAUGAGAGGUGGCUGUAUUUGCAGGCUAGCCUAGAACAUCCAUAAAUCUAAGCUUUCUUAACCCUUGAUUGAAAUGACAUGACAGAACACCUCAAGAUGAGGCCUUGAAAGAGAUAUCAACAACUCUGGUUUCCCAAGGAAGAAGCUGGGAAGACUGGCUGAGAUGGAGAGUGAUGGUGUUAAUGGCCCACGCUCCAGCAACAGCUAUAGUCCUGAGUGUUUAAAACAGUACUUUUAUGCAUUUUUACAGGAACCAAUAUUGCAGAGCAGCUAGAUGCAGCAAACGUGGUACAGAUGGCCUGUCCGCCUCCCACAUCCCCAGUAGGUACUCUCCCCCCUGCAAACCAUGACAUGUACAACCAAAGUAUGGUACCUCCAGUUAAUGUGCCUGGAUCUGUUGCUUCAGUGCCAAUGCCGUCAGUUGCCAUGCUUCAAGACAGAAAAUUUGUCUCGGCACCGUCAACGUCUCUCCCAGGGGGUGUCAUUCCAAAGACAGAGAGAUUUGACUCAUGA